AUGGGGAAAUUAAUUCGCAUUUUCCUUUUAUCUUUGAAGAUUCUUCUCUGUUGUGCUGUUCACUUUGCACACGGCAAAGAUUGGGGCUGCGGAUAUGUUUGGUCAGUUUCAGGAUGUGAAGGUCAAAAUUGUGAAGAUAAAGAUACUUCAGAAACCGCUGUUCAGGAAUUUGCAGAGCAGAAGCGCGGUUCCGCUUUGAGCCAUUUCAAUCGCUUCAACAAGCAGGCGGAAGACCGAAAAUCUCGGCCCCGAGGAGCGAUCAUACCGUUCAUUGGACUAACCGACAGUAGCAGGUUGAACAGGAAUUGUUGUCAGAAUGGAGGCACAUGCGUACUUGGCAGUUUCUGUGUUUGCCCUAAACACUUCCUGGGGAGAAACUGUGAAUAUGAUGAACGCAUUAGGAACUGUGGCAAUAUUCCUGAGGGAGCAUGGGUACCCAAAAAUUGUACUUGGUGUAGAUGCAGCUAUGGGAUUUUGCACUGUAUUCCGGAAUCUCAGGACGAUUGCGAUGUUAAAAGAGACUUAAAAGAAGAUCUCAGAUACUACCAGUUACUCUCAGAUGGCUCUCAACUGCUACCAAUGAGAUAUCUGCUGCUGCCGGGGAUAUUCCUUACCAUUGUAUCAUUCGGACUAUUAACUCACAAUGUAUAUUCAUAACAAACUGGAAACACACUGCAGUACAUUUAGUUAUGUUCUGGGGAAAAGCAGGGAAUUUAUUCCUGCCUGUGAAAGGAUGAUGCUGUGAGUUAAUGUGCAAAAUCAAUUUGUGGUCUA
Molecule: messenger RNA, 774 nt
Organism: Carcharodon carcharias (great white shark)
Lineage: Eukaryota; Metazoa; Chordata; Chondrichthyes; Lamniformes; Lamnidae
Product: cryptic protein-like
Exons: 5
Coding region: 1-657 (218 amino acids)
Source: RefSeq, a predicted model, not a curated record